Messenger RNA from Paramecium octaurelia, 1062 nucleotides. The record is from the annotation of a GenBank genome assembly. Lineage: Eukaryota; Ciliophora; Oligohymenophorea; Peniculida; Parameciidae.
AUGAAACAUUUGAUAUUGGUUUUGCUUCUUUUAAGUGGGGUGUUGAUUGGGAAAGAGAUCAAUGUUGGGAGUGACUACGAAUGUGAAUGCUUACAACUGAUGGUGCAGGAUGACUGCAUAAAAUAAGGUUGUCAGUGGAAGGAUGGAGUAUGCCAAGUGAAGUUAAAAUAGGAGAUAAUAUAUGAAGGAGAUAGUGAAACAUUUUGUUCUCAAUUUAAUUAGCAGAAUUGUAGUAGUUAAUCAGGAUGUGCAUUUUUGGUUGACAAAUGUGUUGAGUUUAGUGCAUGUAAUGUAUAUCUACAGAUUACAAAUGAAUUAUGCUAAGCAAUAUCUCGAAAGUGUAUAACAGACGGAGAGAAAUGUGUGGAAAUAGGACAGUGUUCUGAUUACAAGACAGCUUUAUCAUGUGGAUAAGAUACAGAAGGGAACUAUUGUUAUUGGGAGAAUGAGAUUUGUUAAAAGAGUUUGGAAUGCGGAUAAUUGCCAAAAUCAUUGAAAAGUGAUGCUGAAUGCAGAGAAGUGAAUAGUGAUUGUACAGUGUCAUCUUAAGGUGGAUGUUAAUUGAGUGGAUGGGCUUGUUCAAAUCAGGAAGGUGAAUAACAGUGCGUUUGGGAUAGAUUCAUGCAGGUGAAAUGUAAUUGGAAUGGUGUGUCUUGUGCCAACAGAUCAUGUUAAUCUGCUCCCAUCAGUAUAAAGAAUAAUGAGGACUGCAAUUCUUAUUUAUAAGGAUGUAUCUUAACAAGCGGUGGAGGGUGUGUUGAACUUGGAAAUUGUGUGGAUAUCACAACUAGUGAAGCUUGUAAUGUUGAUAAGAAUGGCAAAUAGUGUUAUUGGAAGGAUUCAUAAUGUGUUGAGAAAGUUUGUAACAAUGCAUCUGAAUUAUUAAGAACAUUCGAGGAAUGCUAACAAUUCUUAAGUGGUUGUGUACCUAAUUUGAAUGGUGGUUGUCAUACUUAUAGUAGAUGUGAAGAUUUUAUUGAUGAAACUAGUUGUUAGAGUGGANACUAGUAACAUCACUGCGCUAUAUAAUCUUUUCAUUUAAUUCGUUUUUGUAAUUAAUGA